This is a messenger RNA of Fusarium subglutinans, 948 nucleotides long. RefSeq names its product integral membrane protein PTH11. Bases 1 to 948 code for a protein of 315 amino acids. The record is from RefSeq and is a predicted model, not a curated record. The transcript has 5 exons. Lineage: Eukaryota; Fungi; Ascomycota; Sordariomycetes; Hypocreales; Nectriaceae.
AUGUCUACUGUACCGACAAUUGAGCCGCGCGGGCUCGGUUUGGCUCAGCUCAUCACCUCUAUCCUGUUCGGCAUCCUUACUACUGUCGUUGUGUUUCUACGGACGUUUAUUCGUCUAAAGAACCGUGUUUUUGGAGCUGAUGACAUGUUGAUGGUCAUUGGAUAUAUCCUUUUUGCUAUCCUUGUCGGCGUAAGCUCUAAGGUUAUACCAUGGCAUCGCGUAGUUGCGUGGAUGACACUUGCUAUGGCUGUCAUUUGCGCCAUGAUUGUCUUCAUCGGCCUUUUCGUGCUCUGCAAGCCAUUGUCAGCAACUUGGAAUGGUGAUGGAAAAUGCUCACCACCUUCGACUUUGGCCAUUCUGGCUUGUUUUGUCUCGGCCUCCUCGAUAUUGACCGACAUUAUCUGUGCAGCGCUACCAGCAUUGAUGUUAUACAAAUCGCAGAUGAAACUAGCGACAAAGGUCUCCAUCAGUUUGGUGCUUGGACUCGGUGCCCUUGCAUCGGUUGCUACAAUUAUUCGGAUGCCAUAUGUCCUGUUUUACUUCCACCCUAAUCCGGACUAUCUUUAUCGGCAUAGCCAUGUUGCUCUAUGGAGCACCGUCGAAGCAGGAAUCGGCAUCAUAGCUGGUUCUCUCCCGGCGUUGAGGAAGUUUGUCAAACGUUGGAUCACAUUUGACAGCUCAGCUCGCCAAUACUCGCCCCCUAAGCCAUACGGGGGAUCGCAUGGGUUGGGUAUUACUAGCCACAUCGGAACCGGAAGCCGCGUGAAAGGGUACAACAUAUCGCGAGACGUUGAGAACGACGGCAAGGACCACUGGGAAGGUCUUGAUGAUGGCUCGUCUAGAAGAGGGAUUAUAGUUACCGUGGACGUGGAGAUGCAUACAUUGGAGAACAAUGCGGAGUCGAUAGGAUCUCGUGUUUCAGAUGAGACAUACGCAAGACAAGCUUAG